Messenger RNA from Beta vulgaris subsp. vulgaris (sugar beet), 2806 nucleotides. RefSeq names its product protease Do-like 9. NCBI's taxonomy places the organism in Eukaryota, Viridiplantae, Streptophyta, Magnoliopsida, Caryophyllales, Amaranthaceae. The transcript is spliced from 9 exons. The coding region runs from base 860 to 2320 and encodes 486 amino acids. Gene Ontology annotation, molecular function: serine-type endopeptidase activity; protein binding. Gene Ontology annotation, biological process: proteolysis. The record is from RefSeq and is a predicted model, not a curated record.
CUUCUGGUUGAGUAAAAGAAGGUGUAACAAUUUAAAAAUCAAAAUCAAAGUGUUGUAUCUAAUUAGAAGACGUGAUUAAAUUGGUUAAUUCUUUUAAAGCCAGUUUGAGCUUUAGCAAAGAUGAAGCUUCUCUGCUCUAACUUUCUCUUGUCCAGAAACGUGGUAUAUCUUUUUAAUUCUAUAACAUUACUAUGCUUUAAUUAUUUAUUGGUGGUGGAUGUUCUGAAAUUGAAUUCCCAAAUGAUUUUUUACUUUCUUCAGUUUCGAAGUUCUUUCAUAUGGGAAAUUGCUAAUUUAGCUGAUGUAUGUUGGUGGAACUUUUUUAAGUUGUUUAAUGCAAGAACUUGUCUAAUGAAAUAUGGAAAUUCAAGUUGAGAAUAAGAAAUUGAACACUUGGUUUGGUGGGUUUUACACGUUUUCAUGUCUACUAAAAGAAAGAUGAUUAUUAUGGUAGUCUUUCAAUAAUAAUUAAGAAAGUGGUUAGUUCAAGUCUUGUACUUUCUGGGGUUCUUAGUGCUAUCUUUUUAGUAAAAUUUGGUGUCCAUGAAAUCUUGGGGGUGCAGAAAGCAAAAAUGUUUACAUUUUGGGAAUAUGAUAUGAAAUCUUUCACACAUUGUACUCUGUAGUAAUGUGAAUAGACCAACAUUUUCUCAGUCCAAUUUGACCAACCAUGUCCAUGUCUACAAGAAUUUUAUCAGUAUUUAAAUGCUCAAGAAAUGGAUCUGAAACCAUUAGAAAACGAAGCAAGAUCCUAAACCCAGUGUCUCCUUUGUACUCCUAGAAGCAUUAGACCCCGUCACUAGCCGUCUAGCAUUGUUUUCGGACCCUGGUGUUAAUAAUCUGGAGAAAAGCAAUUGUCAUGGAGAAGAAUGGUAGUGGUGAUCACAAUCUGGCAACAGUUUCAGCACGUGUUGGGCCGUUGAUGGACUCAGUGGUGAAGGUGUUCUGUGUUCAUACAAAGCCGAAUUUCUCUCUUCCGUGGCAGAGGAAAAGGCAGCAUAGAUCCUCCAGUACUGGGUUUGUCAUUGCAGGGAGGAGGAUUUUGACAAAUGCUCAUUCAGUGGAAUACUAUACUCAGGUUAAGCUAAAAAAGCGGGGGUCUGAUACCAAGUACUUGGCGACUGUUCUCGCCAUUGGGGCUGAGUGCGAUAUUGCUUUGCUUACUGUCAAAGAUGAUGAGUUCUGGGAAGGCGUUUCACCAGCGGAGUUUGGUGAAUUGCCGGCCCUUCAAGACGCCGUGACUGUUGUGGGUUACCCAAUAGGAGGAGAUACUAUCUCCGUGACUAGUGGAGUUGUCUCACGUAUGGAGAUCCUUUCUUACGUUCAUGGAUGGACUGAGCUACUAGGAUUGCAGGUAGAUGCUGCCAUAAAUUCUGGAAAUUCUGGUGGUCCAGCCUUCAAUGACAAAGGCAAUUGUGUGGGCAUUGCAUUUCAGUCAAUGAAGCAUGAAGAUGCCGAAAAUAUUGGUUAUGUUAUUCCUACACCUGUCAUCAUACACUUUAUUCAAGAUUAUGAGAGAAAUGGAGCAUAUACUGGGUUCCCAAUCAUUGGAUUUGAGUGGCAAAAAAUGGAGAAUCCCGACUUACGUAUGGCAAUGGGAAUGAAAUCUGAUCAAAAAGGUAUACUUGUUACACGAGUUGAAGCUACUGCUCCUGAAGCUGUGGUUUUGCAGCCAUCAGAUGUUAUUUUGAGUUUUGAUGGGGUUGGUAUUGGAAAUGAUGGAACAGUUCCUUUCAGGCAUGGAGAGCGUAUAGGUUUCAAUUACCUUAUUUCCAAGAAAUAUACUGGGGAUCACGCAAAAAUUAAGUUACUUCGUGAUUCAGUGAUGCAUGAAUUCGACAUUAAACUUGACCCGUACAAGAAGCUCAUUCCAGCGUGUAUUAAGGAUGGACCUCCAUCAUAUUACAUAUUUGCAGGAUUUGUUUUUACAGCUGUCUCAGUCCCAUAUCUUUUUUCAGAGUAUUCAGACGAGAGUGAUGUACCUGUCGAGUUACUGCACAAACUUCACCAUUCAAUGGCAGAUUCAAAAGAUGAAGAGCUUCUUAUUAUAUCUCAGGUUCUUGUGGCUGACAUCAACAUCGGAUAUGAAAAUAUUACUAAUGUUCAGGUUACUGCUGUCAAUGGUAAGCCAGUGAAGAACCUAAAAAGCUUCACCAGUAUGGUGGAAUCCUGCAGCGAAGAAUAUUUGAAGUUUGAUCUGGAGUUCAAUAAGGUCGUCCUUCGGACAGAGACUGCUAAAGCUGCUACUGCAGAUAUCUUGGCGACACACUGCAUUCCUUCUGCAAUGUCUGAUGAUCUUAAAACAUCAUCUGAAGUUUGAAGCUCCGCUUCCGUUAAUAGAUGUUUGUGCAGCUGUAUGCUUUUCACCUGUUUACCAUGUACCAAUUUAAACCCUAUCACGUGUAUAUUACAUAAUAGUGUGUAUGUCAUCUGUUUACAGUCCACCAGCAUAUAAUUCUUCACAAAUGUAAAGGUCAAAUAUAUGGUAUGGCCUACUGUAUAUGCAAUUGAUAAACAAGUGCCCAUUAUAGCUUAUAGCACCCCAUAGAUUCAUUGUAUUAAUAGGGAGAACUAGGACACAUACAAAGGUUUCUUAGGCAAUGUACGAUAGGAUGAUCAUUGAUCAAUGUGAUGUAUGGAAAUUGGUUACAAGAGAAAACUUAGUAAAAAGGAGUGAUUGGCCGUGUCACUUUUGUAAUUGGUAUUCUCGGCUCAAAGUUAAGUACACGAAACGAAGGAAACCGUUGAUAAUAAUAAUUCUAACUAUGGUCAUCGUGCUAUUAUAAGUCAUGACUGUUAAAUGUUU